Marasmius oreades (fairy-ring Marasmius) is the source of this 1119-nucleotide messenger RNA. RefSeq lists its product as uncharacterized. Lineage: Eukaryota; Fungi; Basidiomycota; Agaricomycetes; Agaricales; Marasmiaceae. The transcript is spliced from 3 exons. Bases 1 to 1119 code for a protein of 372 amino acids. The record is from RefSeq and is a predicted model, not a curated record.
AUGAACGCAACUAGUGACCAGGACGAAAGCAUACCUCCCCCUGCUUACACUGAACAGGAAUUCGAACGGAAGGUUUCCAACGUUAUUCAGGCUUCUUUAGCCGAUGAUCAGGACGAAUGGGAGGAAUGGGAUGAAGCCAAAUUUGAGGCUGCCGCCUUACAAGCUCAGUCCAGCAUGUCGUCUAGUAGGCCGAGCAGUAGCGGGAAGAAACUACCACCAUGCAUCUACCCACCGGAAAAGCUAGCUAGGGAACUACACUCUCCGUCAUCUCAUUCAUUGGGUCAAUCCUCAAACGCAAGGAAAAUCAAUCACCCACCCACCCUUGAAUUGCCACAAUCCCACCAUCAGCUAUUAUCCCCUGGUGAUAUACAUUAUGGCGAUGAUGAGAAUACAUCAGCCCCACCUCCGGCUUUCACAGGCGUAGGCCCGUCGUUGGAUGGCCCGCCGUACGAGGAAGUGGUGAGAUUAUCGUACAAUCCUUACACGAGAGAACAAAUUUCCCCCAGGUUACCUUCACCUUCGUGGUCAUCACGAAGGGAAGAUAUCCCUCCUCGACCAUCUUCAGCGGCGACGAGCAUUCACUCGUACCUGUCUGAAGGCCUUGGAUCUCAUGAGGAAAGUCAUAACCAACGCAAUCUGUACCCAUCGACAUAUUCUCGGCAAUCCGCCAACUAUGCCCCCAGAGUGCAGCCAGCCAUCCCUCGAAUGGACUUCAAUCCUGCGGUUGCUUACGAACGACCAGUGCCGAGCGAACUUCCGGCUACAACCAGGAGUCAUGCACAACCGAUUGAUGCUUCUGCAUUUUACAACUCCUCCAUUUCUUCUUAUUUAAGCGUCAGGGAAUCUCAAACAGCACGUUCGAUGCCUCACCAGACAAAAUUCUUACCUCUUAAUACAUAUCAGUCUCAACUCUCGCCAGGCCACUUCAAUGGAAACCCUUUCACUACCCCCUCUCCAGCGUCCCCCAUUCCAACAUACCAUACUGUAUCACCACCAGCGAAUGCUCCAAGCUCCACACCCCUUCCUCAUCGUCCGAAUUAUCGACACGUAGGACCUGGACUUCAACUCAACUCGGAUGAACCGAGAUGGGCAAUGUCUGAACAGCAAUUCCCUUUUUAA